Messenger RNA from Oreochromis aureus, 1951 nucleotides. Its product is annotated as sialic acid synthase-like. The transcript is spliced from 6 exons. Gene Ontology annotation, biological process: carbohydrate biosynthetic process. The record is from RefSeq and is a predicted model, not a curated record. The coding region runs from base 255 to 1310 and encodes 351 amino acids. Gene Ontology annotation, molecular function: N-acylneuraminate-9-phosphate synthase activity. NCBI's taxonomy places the organism in Eukaryota, Metazoa, Chordata, Actinopteri, Cichliformes, Cichlidae.
UUCAAACUGUUAUGAUGUUAUAAUGUUAAGAUAUGGUUUAGAUUAAGGCAGGGAUAAGUAAAUAUUAAUUAUUGCCUAUGUGUCCUAAGAAAAAAUGUUUCUGGAGGCGGUACCUCGGGGCUAUAAAGUACAACAUACAGCAGUAACCACUUCCUGUCCUCUCGCAACUCGGACGCUUUGGUCGUUUGCAAUCUCUGAAUUUACAAGAUUCCACUCUGAAUUUGAAUCAUUUGUUCAAUUUGUGUGUUAGCAGCAUGCCUCUUCAGUUUGCACUAUGUCCCGGCAGAAUGAUCGGUGGCUCCCAUCCGUGUUUCAUCAUUGCUGAAAUUGGACAAAACCACCAGGGAGACAUUGAGAUUGCUAAAAAAAUGAUCAAGAUGGCAAAGGACUGUGGUGCCGAUUGUGCUAAAUUCCAGAAAAGUGAAUUAGAGUACAAAUUCAGCAAGCGAGCCUUGGAGCGCCCUUACAAUUCAAAGCACUCCUGGGGGAAAACAUACGGUGAUCACAAGCGUCACUUGGAGUUCAGUCAUGAUCAAUACAGGGAACUAAAAAAGUAUGCAGAUGAAGUUGGCAUCUAUCUCACCGCCUCUGGCAUGGAUGAGAUGGCUGUGGAGUUCCUUCAUGAGCUGGAUGUGCCCUUCUUCAAAGUUGCCUCGUGUGACGCGAACAACUUUCCAUAUCUGGAGAAAACCGCCAAAAAAGGGCGACCCAUGGUGAUAUCCACUGGGAUGCAGUCCAUGGAAACCAUACGCCGUGUCUACAAGACAGUAAAGGAGCACAAGCAGAACUUCACCCUCCUGCAAUGCACCAGCGCCUACCCUUUGGAUCCUAAAGAGGUCAACCUCAGUGUGAUCAAGACAUUCCAGGAGGAAUUUCCAGAUGUUCCAAUUGGAUAUUCUGGACACGAGCAAGGCAUCUACAUCACUGUGGCUGCUGUGGGAAUGGGAGCAAAAGUUGUGGAACGCCAUGUGACCCUAGAUAAGACCUGGAAGGGAAAUGACCAUGAGGCAUCCCUGGAGCCUUCCGAGCUGGCAGAGCUGGUCCGAGCAAUCCGACUGGUGGAGACGGCAAUGGGAUCACCAGUCAAGCAAAUGUUGCCAUGUGAGAAGACCUGCCAUGAUAAGCUGGGCAAGUCAGUGAUAGCUAAGGUGGCCAUUUCCAAAGGUACAGUGCUCCGCCUGGACAUGUUUGCAGUGAAGGUUGGUGAGCCAAAGGGCAUCCCUCCAGAGAACAUGCAGAACCUGGUGGGCAAGAAGAUCAAAGUGGAUGUGAAGGAAGAUGACAGCAUCUUGGCUGACAUGAUAGAAUGAAUAACCCUCAAAACUGAUGGAAGAGAGGCAGGCACAGGUGAUGUGAACAGACAGAGAAACAGCAAAUAAGGGAAGAAAAUAUGGGCUUAAAUGAAGAUAAAGUGGGUAUCUGAUCAAAUUAAUGGGAAGAGAGGAAUUGUCAUUACUCUGCAUAAUUUGCACAAAUAAAGCAAAAUAAAUGUAAACAUGUCUGUACUUCAGAAUUAGAAUGCAGCUUAAGGUGCUCUAUCUGUAUGCUUUAAUCCACUGUUUGUAUGCAAAGGCCUUUUAGGAAAAAUAUCUGCAUAUUCUCAUGUUAGGAAUAAAUGUUUACGUUUACAGCAUCAGAUGCAAACAUAUCUGAUGUGCAAACAUUUUCCGCCAAGAUAAGGAAACAACUGUAUAUGAGAUUUGUCAAAACUGACACAUGCACUUUAUAAGAUUAUACAAACACUUUCACUAUUUUGUGAGAGAUUUUUUCCUGCUUUAUUUUCACAGCGCGAAUUAUUGAGAAAAAUGGUGAUAUAUGGUUAUAUAGGUUCCACACCAAUCAAACACACCUUUACCACCUGUCAUUUUUGCAGGCUUUACAUUUGGAGAAAUGAUUACGGUCCUGAAUUUCUUUAAUAAUUAUCUUUUAAAUAAAAAAAGUUCUAAAAACA